This is a messenger RNA of Racocetra persica, 223 nucleotides long. The record is from the annotation of a GenBank genome assembly. Lineage: Eukaryota; Fungi; Glomeromycota; Glomeromycetes; Diversisporales; Gigasporaceae.
GAUGAAAUAUUUUACAUCUGCCAUUCUUUUAUUAAUCGCCGCUUUUAUUGGAGCGAGCGUCGAUGCAAUUGUAUCAGGAAAAUUUUUUGACCGAAUUGUUGUUGUCGUUUUUGAAAACACUGGAUAUACUACUGCACUAGCACAACCUUAUUUGCAAGAUCUAACUAAUCGCACUACUGGCCUCCUUCUUACCAGCUUUUAUGCGAUUACACACCCGUCGCAG